Peniophora sp. CBMAI 1063 is the source of this 5253-nucleotide messenger RNA. The record is from the annotation of a GenBank genome assembly. Lineage: Eukaryota; Fungi; Basidiomycota; Agaricomycetes; Russulales; Peniophoraceae.
AUGUCUGCACCGGAUGAAUGGCCCAGCGAGGACGAAGACGACCCGAACGGCCCGAAGGAGGUCGUCGGCGAAUACGACGACGGCUACAUCGUCUACUACUACUGCAAACACGUCGACGGCAUCGCCCACAAGUACUCUCGGCUGGAGAUCGAGCAGCGCCAUCCGAAGCUCGCCCAAGAGUUUAGAAUAAAGAAAAAUCGCGGAAAGCUGGCACCCUUCGACCCGUCCGCGGCCUAUGUCCACCCGGACGACCGCGUCAAGGUGAAGCUGAAGAUUUCCCAAAAGGCGCGCUCGUCGGCUGCGGCCGGCUCGAGCAAAGACGAGCCGAUGCAGGUCGACUCUGAGGAGGAUGAGGAUGAGGAGGCAGACGAGGUCGAGGGCGAGGAGUGGGACGAGGACGUGCCGGAGGAGGGCGACGAGGACGAAGAGGACGAGGUGGAGAGCGACGCGUACGGCUCCCCGCCCAAGCGCAAGGCCGCCGCAGCCAGUACCCGCAAGUCCACCCGCAACUCCGAGAAACAGGCGCCCACGAGAGGCUCCACGCGCCGGACGGCCCGGAAGCGGUACGACGAAGACGACGAGGAGGAGGAUGGCGAUGAGUACGAGGCCGCCCCGGCCACGCGGAGGUCCACCCGCUCUCGCAAGACCGCUCGGAACAAUCUCGACGACGCGUAUGAGGACGACGACUUUGACGACGACGACGGAGACUACCGCGCGAAGCCCAAGGCCAAGGGCGCCGCCGCGAAGAAGGCCAAGGUCGUGCUCAAGCGCAAGGGUGUACGACCGGCUUACGGCCGUGUGCGACCCGUCGCCGACCUCGACUAUGACCCCGGCGAGGAUCAGUCGACAGCCGCUCUCCGCGCCCACAGAGAUCUCUGCGAGAAGUGUGCGCGUCCACCGACACAUCUCAUGCUGCAGAAGGAGAAGCGGAAGCCGGGGCGUAAGAAGAAGAAUCAGUCGGACGACGACGAGGAGUUCGUUCAGCAAACAGGAGAACUUGGCGGCUGGGUUCGCUGCAUGAAAUGUCCUUUAUCCGCGCAUUGGGCCUGCCUGGCAUCCACUCAACGCCAAGAGAUUUUGAAGGCUAUCCGCGACCGGGAGAAACAGGAGUGGGAGGCCGCUCGCGCAAAGGCUACAGAAGACGGCGAUGAACCCAUGGAUAGUGACCCUCCGAAGCGGAAGGAGCUUGACGUCGACUCAACCACCGAGUUCAUCUGCUCGAUGUGUAUGAAGGGUGAUGUCUGCAUGGGAUGCGAGAAAGUUGCUAUCAAGGCGGACCAGCAUGGAAAUGGCGACAAGUCUUCCACGCCUGCCGACGGAGAGGCUGAGGCUGGCGAUGCGAACGAAAGCGGAGAGAACGCGGAUGACCUGUCGGCGCAAGAGCUUUUGUUCCGUUGCAGGACGUGCAAGCGAGUAUCGCACUAUGCGUGCAUGCCGAUUCCUGAUGGGUGGGAUAGCGAGCCGGCAAAGUACAAGGGUGAUCGCGCCGAACUCGCAGAUCACUAUCAGAAACUGGACGGCGACUAUAAAUGGAACUGCGACGAUUGCGCUUCAUACAAGGACAAAGUCGAGAAGAUCCUGGCAUGGAAGCCGUAUCCAGACAACGCGCCUCAGCCAUUCUAUCCUCCCGGUCAAGCCCCAGCGCCGAAGACUAUGCUUCCUCGCAAGUACCUCAUCAAGUGGCAGGAUCGUAGCUACCGGCGCGUCACCUGGGUACCCCACGGCUGGCUUGCGACGACCCACAGUGGUCUGCUUCGCAGCUUCCUUGUUGCAGGGCCUCGCAUUGAGUUGUUGAAGGUCCCGGUAACCCCAGAUCACGAAGCCAACGAUGUCGCCGAGGGAGGCGUAGGCGAUGGCUCGCGUGAUUCCUCAGCUCGCCCGGAGGACGAGCAUCGUCAUCGCAAUCCUUAUGAUGCGUGCCCCGAUGCUGAGCGCCGCAUCCCUCCUGCCUGGAAGACCAUAGACCGUGUGCUUGACGUCCGCUUCUUCCUCACGCCGGAGAAGGGCAAGUCCAAGGGCAAAGGCAAGAAGAGCUCGAAGCGCGUCGAAAGCUCAGACGAGGAGGAGCCGCUGGAUGAAGACGCGCAGUUAGACUGGGACAGGGCGUUCGAGUGGGGCGAUAAGCCUGACGACUCUUAUCUCGAGGGCAUCGAGGAGAGAGUGGACAGGACGGACGAUGAUAUACACAUGGAGGAUAUCGACAGAGUCGUCUGGGCCUACAUCAAAUGGGACGACCUCGGCUACGACGAGGCGAGUUGGGAUUCUCCACCACGUCGUGGCGAGCCCGGCUACGGCGCCUUCGAGAUCGCAUUCAGACGCCUUUUGGACUCAAGAGAUGUUCAUGUCAAGAACACCCAGGAGCACCUGAACAAAAUCGACAACCGUAAACAUGCUGCAUAUCGUAGUCGGUACUCGCUUGCAGUUCAGGGCGCAGAUUCACAACCGCAGCUUGGUCAGGCCCCGGAGCUUAAGCUCAUGCCCUUUCAACGCGACGGUUUCGAUUGGCUUUGCGAUAAUUGGUGGAACAAGCAGCCGUGUAUCCUGGCGGACGAGAUGGGUCUGGGCAAGACCGUUCAAAUCUGCACGUUUGUGGGCAACAUCAUGAAACUCAUGGACGCCGCGCCCGUACUCGUCGUCGUCCCCAACUCGACCAUCACGAACUGGGUGCGCGAAUUCAGUCGUUGGGCGCCGAAGCUCCGCGUUGCUCCCUUCUAUGGCGAGGCCAAGGCCCGUGAGAUCAUCAAGAAGUACGAAUUGAGACAUACAAACGUUUUAGAGGGUACCACGGGCGCCAAGUUCCACGUCUUGGUGACGACGUACAACACUAUCACGAACCAGAAGGACUUCGGGCCUGUAUUCAAGUCUGUACCACGCUGGGAGUGCUUGAUCAUCGACGAAGGUCAACGAUUGAAUAACGACAAUAGCUUGCUAUUCAAGAAGCUCAACGACCUGUCCGUCAUGCACCGCAUCAUCAUGACUGGCACACCGCUGAACAACAACAUUCGCGAGCUUUUCAACCUGAUGAACUUCCUUGACCCCGACAAAUGGUCCGAUCUGGAGGCGCUGGAGAAGGAGUACACCGAGCUCACCGAGGACCUCAUUAAGGACCUGCAUACCAGACUUCGCCCAUACUUCCUUCGUCGCAUCAAGUCGGAGGUCCUACAGCUCCCGCCCAAGAAUGAAGUCAUCGUACCUGUCUCUCUCUCGGCGUUACAGAGAGAGAUGUACAAGGGCAUUCUGAGUAAGAACGUCAACGUACUGAUGAGCCUCACCCAAUCGCUUCAGGCGACAUCUUCUCGUAACAGCACCGCUGCAGCGUCCCGAUCGAACAUGAACAACAUGCUCAUGCAAUUGCGGAAGGUCAUCCAACACCCGUAUCUCCUCAGCCAGGAUAUCGAGCCAAAGGGUCUCCCACUGCAGGAGGCGCACGAGCGUCUUAUCGGCGCGAGCUCCAAACUGCGUCUCCUUCACAGUCUCCUGCCCAAGCUCAAGGCGAGAGGUCAUCGAAUCCUCCUGUUCAGUCAGUUCGUCAUCGCGCUGGAUAUCAUCGAAGACUUCCUCAUCGGGGAGCGGUACAAGUACCUCCGCUUAGACGGUAACACCAAACAAGCCGACCGACAGAAGGGAAUGGACGAGUUCAACAAACCAGACUCCGAUGUCUUCAUGUACCUGCUCACUACUCGCGCCGGCGGCGUCGGCAUUAACCUUUGGAGUGCCGACACGGUCAUCAUCUUCGAUCCCGACUUCAACCCCCACCAGGAUCUACAGGCGAUUGCUCGUGCGCACAGGUUCGGUCAGAAGAAGCCUGUUGCAGUCUACAAACUUAUGGCGAAAGAUACUGCUGAGGAACGCAUCAUUCAAACCGGCAAGAAGAAACUCGUCCUUGACCAUCUCAUUGUGCAGAAGAUGGACGACGAUGAGGGUGGCGCGGACGUUCAAUCCAUCCUGACAUACGGCGCGAAGACCCUAUUCGAUGAGGGCGACCAAGAAUCGCGCGAGAUUGUUUACACUGACCACGAUCUUGACGCACUUAUCGAGCGUACCGAGAACGAGGAGCCGGCGGAAGAGACUAGCAAGGAGGGUGGUGCUGCCAACGCUGCAUUCUCCUUCGCCAAAAUCUGGACGGCAGACAAGGACGCACUCGAGGAGUUCCCGGACGACGUCUCUGAGAAGCCCGAGGAGUCAGACUCUUGGGCGCUUACACUGCAGAAACUCGCGGAGAAGAAUAAGGAGGCGGAGGUGGCGCAAGUCUCUGGUCGUGGAGCUCGUCGUGCCGCCGCCGCUGCGGUGGCUGCUCUCAAACCCCAGCACUCAUUCCAUUUUGGCGACACUCCCACGAAGCCUAGGGGUAAGGGCAAGAAGCGCCCUUCCGACUCGGACUCAGACGAUGAUUUCUCCACCCACCCAUCGCCUAUCGCCGAAGAUUCCGAUAGCGACGCUUCGGACGAGUUCAAGCUGAAAGAGCCCACCAAGCGGGAUGUAGGCAAGACUCGCGCUGUAGAGGUUGAAGACGAUGACCAUUGCGGCUUGUGUGGCAAGAGCCAUCCAGGUCCAUGUAUGAUGGCGGAUAUCUCGGAAAACCUUGCUGAGUAUCGCCGUAUACUCUUUGAGUCAUCUGACGAGCCGUACGAGGAUCGGGUCAAGGCCAUCGCGGUCAUCGACGAGACCCUUCAUCUCCGUGGCCAUGUCCAUCUCAUCAUUGAACAGCCUUUACUCCUGGCGCCGCCACGUGUGCAUCGCAUCCACCCCACUGCGAACGGCCACGCCGGUACCCCGCACGUCACGAAUGGUUCUGCAGGUUCAUCUCGUUUGCCUCUGGCACCCCCUCGGCCUGCACCUCCCCAAGCGGCCCCCGUCGGGACGACUAGCGUGCUUAAAUUGCCGAAGGCUAUUGCGGUGCCGGCGCUUCCAUCGGCUCAGUCCUCCUCCGUGCCGGCCAAACCUCCUGCUGCUCUCAAGGCUGGCUCAUCGGCUGGCGUCAAGCGUCCCGCUGAAGCGGAGGCUGAAGCAGGACCGAGCCAGAAGCGCGUUAAGUCGGUGUCAUUGACGUGCCCUGUGUGUCAACAACCGGCGACACACGAUCUGAAGGAGUGUCCCGACGUUGUUGCUGCGGAUAUGACCAGCAUGUCUGCGAUCAUUAGCCGUCUUGAAGAAGUUGGGAAGCAUGAUUCCGCUGUCAAUAUUCUCCGCGGAGUACGGCGACAGUUGAGGAAACGUGAAGCGGAGGCUGCGAGUACCUCUGCAGCUGCAUAA